Molecule: messenger RNA, 3535 nt
Organism: Scaptodrosophila lebanonensis
Lineage: Eukaryota; Metazoa; Arthropoda; Insecta; Diptera; Drosophilidae
Gene: Hs3st-A
Exons: 7
Coding region: 905-2650 (581 amino acids)
Molecular function (GO): [heparan sulfate]-glucosamine 3-sulfotransferase activity
Source: RefSeq, a predicted model, not a curated record
UGGCAGCAGCCGCUUCAACGUGUGCGAGAUAAACACGCAAAACAAAGUGAACUGGGUCAGUACGAGCCUGAGAUUGCGACUGCGACUGCGACAGAGGCUUGCAUGUGCGCAAAAAUAUGUUGCAUACUUAAUGGCUGAAGACGGCGAAGUGCAAGGCGGCAAGGCGGCAAGGCGCAUUGGGACACAACAAUAACAGCAAAAAGGCGUACAACAGCGAACGAAAUUCAGCGGUAAACUGAGUGUAUUGUGAGAUAAAAACUACACAUAAUAAAAUGUUACAAAAUAUAAUUGAAAUAUGCCAGCUCGACAACGGCAAAGUCCAAAACUGUCGGGCAGCUGUCGCACCAGCGGCUAAAGAAAAUGCAACAAUGGAGCAAUGCACAACAAGAAUAUCACCAAAAUUUAAAUGAAACAAUGCGAAAAACUUUGACCAGCAGGAGCCACAGCAGAAAUAAAAACAUGAACAACCGAUCUGCCAAAAAUGAAAGCGAAGAAAAGUCAAACUGCAGCAACAGUUAGAUGAGAAAGUCAAGUCAACAAGCAAUCGAACAGUCUUUGAUACUACAAGUACAAUACUUUUCCAGAUCAUUAAAACCGAAUUCGGCGUUAAGCCACAGAUUCCAAAGUUUCGGGGUCGAUACAACUUUUCAUCCGGCUGCAGAAAUUUAAUUAGACGCAGAAAAGAGCACAGCUAGCGGCCAUAAAUCAGCCGUCAGCCAAGCCGUCCAAAGGCAGCGAAGGCAGCGAAGGCGCUUCCUUUCAUUUCGCUUUAUUUCAUUCACUCAUUCAUUGGCUCUAUUUAUCGUAUCGCACGGCAUGGCAUUCAACGUCGCAGACGCAGCCAAUUAGCUGUUCUUUGAGGCAACUGUAACCUCGGCUGUUUUGGCCGCCUUCUACCGGCCCAAUGCCUGCUGCCAAAAGACGCGCAGCAGGCAGCAGCAGCAGCAGUGGAAACAGCAGCUCCGCAAAUGCAACGUACGAGCAGCCGCCCUUGCAACAUCAUGCAGAUCAUGAACAGCCACCCGAAUACCAACAGCUAUUACAGCAUCAGCAUCAUCCGCACAAUAGCCACCACAGCAGCCAUCACAGCAGCCACCUCAGCAGUCACCACAGCAACCACACGCAACAGCUGCAGCAGUACCACCAGCGGCAGCAAUUUCAGCAGCAGGCGACACAUCAGCAGGCUACGCUGCGCGACUGUUCCGUGAAGCUGCCUCUGGAUAUCCUAUGGUUGCCGAAGUCAGCCAUGCGGCCGGUGGGGCCAGAAACGUCGCACACGGACUGCAUACUGGUCGUGGGCGUCUCCCGUCCAAAAUUAGCCGUUGUCUUUCUAACGGUUAUGUUAAUCUCGCUGUUUCUCACCUUCCACGUGCUGUACGACAGUGCUGUCUACAAUAUACAAGCGGCUCAGGCGGUGCACGAACGACAUCGCCUCUCCAUGCUCGGUGGCAUGAAGAACGGCGAUGGCAGGAGCAGAAUGCCCGAUGGCAGCUCCACUAAUCACCUGCCCGUCUUUGUGAAGCCGGUGCCGAGCUCGAGUCAGUUGAGUCAUCCAAUGGUCUUUCCAUCCAGUCGCGUGCACUUCCCCAAGACGAGUCGACGAUUGCCUCAGGCACUCAUAAUUGGCGUGCGGAAGUGCGGCACAAGGGCACUGCUCGAGAUGCUUUACCUGCACCCCCGCAUCCAGAAGGCUGGUGGUGAGGUGCACUUCUUUGAUCGGGACGAGAACUAUCUGAAAGGCCUGGAAUGGUAUCGGAAAAAGAUGCCGCACUCGUUUCGAGGACAAAUCACCAUCGAGAAGAGUCCCAGCUAUUUCGUCUCACCCGAGGUGCCCGAACGUGUUCGCGCCAUGAAUGCCAGCAUCAAGCUGCUGCUCAUUGUGCGCGAGCCAGUUACCCGCGCCAUUUCGGACUACACCCAGCUGCGGAGCCAUGCGGCCACUGCCAUCCUACCACUGGCCGAGAGCAGUGCGCCCGGUUCCGGUUCUGAUAUACAGCCCAAAACAGCUGCACCGUCGCCACCACUGUCGCCAUCAAAGGAGUUACUCUACAAAAAACUGCAUGCGGAGCGUGCUUAUGACAAUGCACUGGGCGGCAGUGGGGCAGGUGCUAAGGAGAUGGCCACCAAGCCACGUGGCCGACGUGCUGGGAUGCCGAUGGCGAUGCCAGUGACAGCAGUGGCAACAACAACCCCAACUUCUGCAUAUGCAAGCGCAGCGCAAAUGGCAUCCAAGUCCUUUGAGGAGUUGGCCAUAUUUCCGAAUGGGACCGUGAACGAAGCGUAUCGGCCAUUGAGCAUCUCCAUGUAUCAUGUGCAUUUGCAUCGCUGGCUCGAGGUCUUUCCGCGCGAACAAUUGCUGGUAGUGAAUGGCGAUAGACUAAUCGAAGACCCUGUAUCGCAAUUAAAGCGCAUUGAAGCGUUUUUGGGCAUCGAACAUCGCGUCAAGAGCGAACAUUUUUACUUUAAUGAAACGAAAGGAUUCUACUGCCUGCGUUACGACAACGGCGACCGUUGCCUGCGCGAGACCAAAGGACGAAAGCAUCCGCAUGUCGACCCCAUUGUCGUCUCACGGUUGCGCAAAUUCUUCGCGGAAUAUAAUCAGCGAUUCUACGAGCUGGUCGGCGAAGACCUUGGAUGGCCAGAGGAGUAAAGCUGAGCAAAGUCCGCAAGCAGUUUGCUGCCGUACCACAAACGCAAUUGAGAAACAUGGACUGAUGGUUACUACAUAUUUAUUCCUUCGUUGUUACUUCAAUUAAUUUAGCUGUUGUUUGUGUGCUUUCUUGUUCGCAUCCGUUCUUCUGUAUCCGUUUGUGUGAGUGUGUUGCGUUCAUGGCUGAAUGCUUCUGUUGCUAUUGGCAGCAAUUUAAAACUUGAUUAUAGUACAUACUAUAUAGUGUAUAUACUUAUAGAUACUCCAUAGUGUGGUGGAAUGUAUUUCAUCACGAGUACGAAGCGGAAUACAUUCAAGUUUCCGUUGCAAUGUCCGUAUUUAAUUACAAAUAUGGAAAACAGGCAAACAGAGCAAAAACAAAAACAGUUUUUUUUUCCGCAAAAUCAGUUCAUUGCAGGCACACACUGUAUCUCUAUCACCAACUAGGCAAUGCAAACAGUUUCGAAAUCAACAAUUUACUAUUGCUUCUGUUCUUCUUUAUGGGCAUUAUUUCUCUCACAAGCAGUUAUCUGUACUUUGCUACAGUUUGCAUACAAAUUAUUUGAUAUUAAUCAUGAAUACGUUGUAAUGUUGAAGCCGAUAUGGAGAAUAAUAGCUGGUAAGCUUAAUAACUUUUAAAUUUAACAUGUGAAAAGUGAAAAGGUCUUCGAAAACUAAUAAACAACAAAAUUGGAAUAUUCUUUUUUAAUAUUUCUUAAGCUAAUCGAAGCUGCAAUUGACGCCAAACAGAAUUAAAUAAAUGCAACUAACACGAUGGCAGCAAGUCAAGAGCAGAGUUCCACUGAAGGGCUUGAACUGAUCUACUGAUUGUAUGCUAGUAUAAACGUCUAUACAUAAAUAAAGUAAAUUUUUUUUCAUCUCUCA